UUUUAUUAUGGCGGUGUCGGCGCGUGGAAUAUUUAAACGGCGCUAAUAUUUUUACACCACUUUAUCCCUCCAACAAUGUGGAAACUUUUAGUUUUGUUCUACAAAAACGAAGGAACAAGGUCAAACAAGGUGAUCCCACUUUAACCCCUUUUGCUUGUUUGAUUUCUGCCUCCCUCCUAGCUUCUAUACUGAUAUAAUAUUGAGCAGUCUCACAUCAUAACAAUGUCAAAAACACUGGUGUGCCUUCAAGAAACGAUUCCAUUCUAUGCCCAAGAGAGUUCUUCUGUGCGAUACAGUUAUGAUGAAUCGGCAGUUAAGGGAUCGAUGCCUUCUUAUGGAGAUGGCCCACUCAUAACCCAGGAUGAGAAUGCAUGCAUUGAAGGACAUGUCCCGAGAGUCUUUUCUCGCAAGCGUGAGGCUACCAACAUCUUGAUGGAGUGUGUGAAGAGGAGGGACAAUCUGCAGAACAUGGAUAUGGAAUUCAUCUCUAAUGUGCUCCCAGUAUGGGAUUCUCCAAAGGUGUACAUUCCUCCCUCUAGUGCAGUACCCACAAUGAGUCCAAAGUUGGUGGGAGAUUUUCAAAUGACGAUGGAUUUCGUGGAUUCUUCCUCUGUGGAUUCAAAACUAGGACUGGCUCCUGAAAACAACUCAUCCUGUCAGGAUGUAGAUGAUGUUUCAAGGAUUGAUUCAGAAGAGGGCAAUCUCCUGCUAGAUUCUAAAUCAGUGGCAGUAAAUAAUAUCAGAGAAGUCUCCCGUGACUCCUCCUCCGCCAUCUGUGCAGAUCAAACCUGCCUGAACCCUGUGGACGAAGGAAGGAGUCCCUUCAUUACCAGCCUCUUUACAGGGGUUGCCCGUAUCCUCUACUUCCCCACGAAGGAUGAGAAAGUGACAGCAUUGCCGAAAGAAAUUCUUACUCGUAUGAAAUGGAAGCUUUCGACGAUAACACCUGUCAUUAUUAAAGAGAUGCUGUUGCAAAAAGGUUUCAAACUUCUAGAAGCUGAGACGACAGAUAACUGGAUUGGUACGUGGGGCAAGCACCUUAAGUGUGCACUCUUUAAGGACAUCAAGCACUACCAAAAGGUCAAUCAUUUCCCUGGUAGCUUUCACCUGGGCCGCAAAGACAAGCUGUGGGCAAAUAUAAAGCGCCUGCGAGAGCGGCGAGGGCAUCUUGCUUGUGACUUCUUUCCUGAUACGUUUUUGCUACCCCAAGACCAUAAGGCCCUCAAGGAUGCCUGGGACGCAGACAAGUGCUGGAUCCUCAAACCACCUGCUUCUGCUCGUGGGACUGGCGUCAAGGUCAUUUACAAGUGGUCUCAAAUACCUAAAAAGCCCAUGAUUGUCCAGAGGUACCUGAGUGACCCAUACCUGAUCAAUGGCACUAAAUUUGAUUUGAGGGUAUAUGUACUUGUGCCCUCCAUAGAGCCUCUUCGAAUCUAUGUCUUCCAGGAUGGACUUGUGCGCUUCGCCUCACAAAAGUACUCUCUUUCGGACAAGUCGUUCAGCAACCGUUUUGUCCACCUUACCAACUACAGCAUCAACCGGAAAAGCUCAACCUAUACAUACAAUGAAGAUGAAAAUUCCUGUCAAGGUCACAAAUGGACUUUAAAGGCUUUCUGGACGUACAUGACAAACUGUGGCAUUGAUGUAACAAAGAUCAAGGAGACCAUCACUGACAUGAUAAUCAGGACCAUUAUCUGUGCAGAGACUCCCAUGACGAGGUUGGUACGCACAUACUCAAAAAGCACCUACAACUGUUAUGAGCUGUUCGGGUUUGACAUCAUGUUAGACAAGAAUCUGAAGCCCUGGCUGCUCGAAGUCAACAUCUCUCCCAGCUUACAUACCCGAUCCAUGCUAGAUUCCAGUGUCAAAGGUCAUCUGGUGCAAGACAUAUUUAAUCUGGUAGGCUUCCAGGUUCCUGGAGAUACGCCACAUGUGUCAGAGCAAGAAGAUUAUGGGAUCACCUCUCUUAUGGCAAGCAAGUACAUGGCUCCCAAGCAUAGAUUCCUGAGUCCCGAGGAAAAGAAGAAGCAUUCGUACCACACCUUUGAAUAUCCCCAUCAAGGCCAAGACAUCCUGGGAUCCCUAACACCCGAUGACGUUCGGUGCCUGGUAGAGAGUGAGGAUGAGUUCCAUCGGCGGGGAGCAUUCUCUCGCAUCUUCCCCACUCACACCACCUCCCACUACUUUCCCCUCUUCGAACACACCCGUUACUACAACCUGCUAUUAGAUGCAUGGGAGAGGGCUUACCAUGCCCAGAGACAAGAGGGUGUUCAGCUUCUCCAAUCAUUGUGCAAGGAACGUUACCACCUCAAGAGGAAAGUUUCGGAAGGAAAUUUCUUGGUCCAUCCAGACCCUGCACCUGAGAGUGCGUGACAAAGGUAAAACAAUAUGACCUCUCCUUUUUGCUCAGUGUUCAUCCGCAGGAGGCUAUUUUUUUAACCUUUUAACUGGACUUCUGUAUGUACAUAACUGCCAUUUGAUGAAAAUAAUAAAGUGUAUUUAUU
Messenger RNA from Uloborus diversus, 2504 nucleotides. RefSeq names its product tubulin monoglutamylase TTLL4-like. Gene Ontology annotation, cellular component: cilium. Bases 223 to 2373 code for a protein of 716 amino acids. Gene Ontology annotation, biological process: microtubule cytoskeleton organization; protein polyglutamylation. The transcript has 19 exons. Gene Ontology annotation, molecular function: tubulin binding; tubulin-glutamic acid ligase activity. NCBI's taxonomy places the organism in Eukaryota, Metazoa, Arthropoda, Arachnida, Araneae, Uloboridae. The record is from RefSeq and is a predicted model, not a curated record.